AUGGAUCCCCUAGAAAUUCUCGAGUUGGACACUCCCGACUUCUUCGUCUCGGCGGGCAUCACUCGCCAGGCCUGCGACGACUGGCUCCGCCGCUUCCACGAAGGCAGCUUCACGCCCCUCCCAGAGCAAAGCAACAGCAGCUACUCGGUCUGCGUCGGCCAAGACCAGGAUCGCAUUCUGCAGUUCCGGCUCAAGCCGUCUCCUCUGGAUGCGGACGCCAUCAACUUGGCACGGCGAAUCUAUGGAUCCAGCGUACCGGCUGUUGUGGUCGAGGCCCAGCUGGGCGACGACGACGGUGAGAAGCCGCCAGUGCUGGUGUAUUCAAUAGAUUGCAUGCGCGGGACUGAUUAUUCGUCAUAUUUGUUUUUCUUCGCUGCAGCAUGGAACUCUCCUAGACAACUCUGCUCAGAAGAUCGCGCCGUGGAAAAACAGACCCACAUCAACAAUUUACAGAGUCUAUUAUGCCUACCAGUAGAGUUCCAUCCCAUUAUUCAAGCGUGUAUCAAGCAGAUGGAUGCCGUCAUGCGCCUACCCAUGGUGGUAUACCAUACAAACCUUUCCAAAGAAAGUUUUACCGUAGACCACGAAUGCCAGCUGGUCGGCAUCCUCAGCUGGUCGAGACUUGCCAUUGGACCUUUUGGGCUCAACCUCCACGUGCUCGAAGAAAUCUCCGGAGACUUUAGUUUGCAAUAUGGCCGAUCCGACUUUUUCGACCACAAAGACCUGCAAUGCUUAUUCUGGGAUUCCCUUUCGAGGGCGGUGGGCGGCUUGACCCCAAAAAAGACUCGUUCCAUCAAAGUGGCAAUGAUUGUUGGGUUUUUGCAGCGCUGGGGGCUUGCGUGGAAGCUUGCCACGUACCCGGGCCCGGAAGCUGCUUCGACUGUUGAUGAGAUUUCGCAGUUUAACCUGGCGGUGAUGAAGUCCUACCUCAUAGACCCGACGACGAGGUUUGAAGGGGUAAAAGAGCUGUUGGCGUGA
Trichoderma atroviride IMI 206040 is the source of this 978-nucleotide messenger RNA. NCBI's taxonomy places the organism in Eukaryota, Fungi, Ascomycota, Sordariomycetes, Hypocreales, Hypocreaceae. The record is from RefSeq and is a predicted model, not a curated record.